GUCCUCUCCCCCCUCCCUUCCCCGAAAGAAUCCUGGGCUCCAACUGCCAGUUCUCCUCCUGAGCUGACCGUCCAUUGUGCCCCUAUUCAUAUGUUGGGUUUUCUGGCUAUCUAAAGGAACAAAAAGAUGAUGAUUGUUUUAUUUUCUGUACCUGUGUAGAAAGCUAAUGUCUGAAGGUGACUUUCCAAGCUUCUUCCUCAAUUAAUGCUGGUUACAGGACUUACAAAAUAUAAACCCAGCUUUCUUCAACUUCCUCUGUACCUCCUUAGUGUGGGAAAGAAAGCAGCUAAGCAAACAGAGUUCUUGGAUUAACCUCAAUAUGUUAUCAGAGAAAGCUUUUUUUAGACCUACUAGCAUGCGUCAGGAAGAUUGCUGGUUUUAUUUGUAGUAACCAGACUACUAUCGAAUUGAUUGAUUGGUGUGGUGCAGACAAUGUUGGGGUGGGGUUAAAGACUGACUCCAAAGACUGGGUUUAAAUCCUUUUCAGUUCUGCAGCACCCAGAAUGACUACAUUCAUCAUGAACUUCCAGUUUAAAUUGCCUCACCAAGUUAUGAGGAUGUAUGUUAUUCAAUCUAAGGCAUUUGGAGAAAGUUCACAUGGGAAAAGAUAGACAAAGAGACAGAGAGUAAGUUUUAUCCUUUGAAACUUCUGCUUAUCCGGAUUCCACCAGAUGUGAAACAUCAUUUAAAGGAAAAAAAUGAUUCUCUAAUUCUGGAAAUUCCUGGUUUAUUUUAAUUAACCAAGCAUUUGGAUUUUGUCAUUUAUUGCUGUAUCCUUUUCAUGAAAAUAUAGGGCUGCGAAGAAGAUUUACUUACUGGCCUCGAGCAAGCAAAGAGCAUCCAAAGAAUUAUUGUAUGGUCUAUGAUAGCCUUCUUCCUUCUUUUUAGAGAAUUGAUCAAAGGAGGAAAAUCCCAAAUGUAAAUUUUUACACAACUGAGUAAAUGACAAGUUUUGUGAAGAGACAAAGCUGAAAGAGUUGCACUAGCCUUUUUUUUUUAAUGCUUGUGUGCUGAAUGGUUAGUAUUAAUCUAUCGUGGAUUGUACUGUUUUCUCUUUUUUAAAAAUAAAGUGCAGAAUAGCCCAUGGCAGAUUUUUUAGGACAGGAAAUAAAAUGCAACAGGAAAAAUACUGGAAGAGAAUAGAAUGACCGUAAAUAAGUUCUGCAGAGACUGUUAUCGGGGCUUUUGUAUCUGAAUUUGAAGUGAUGACAGCAGAUAAGGGUGCUGGCUUUUGAACCUCAUUGGUGUUCAUUCAGGAGUUCUGAAGUCAGUCAUUGAGAGAGGCUACCUAUUUUCUAAACUUGUGUAUCCAAAGCAGAGCUAGGAAAUCAGAAGAAGAAAAAAAGAAGGAUGAUGAUAGUGCCUUUUAGGUAGUACAGCCUCAUAGAUUUUCUUCCUUUUCCCUCUGAGCUCUUCUGUAAUCUUUGUAUUUGUAGUUAGGAGUAAGCUCCUGUUCCUCAUGACCUUUCUUCACCUUGAGGAAGCAAAAAAAAAGGAAAAGGUAAACUGAAGUAAACUUUCUUCUUUGCCUUAGAACAGUAAGAAAGAUUCAGUGUCACACAGGGUGAGCUUGAUGGCGCUGUGACUAUUUCGGCCAUGCAAGCUUAUCUUUUCAAUUACUGUCUUUGUAAGUGGAGGAGAAAGGACAUAAGUGACUGAAGUAUUUUAAGCAAUUCCAGCACAACCUACCACUGUUUAUGCUGGUAACUCUUCAGUGUCCCAGCUUCAGCCAGCCUUUCUGGUUUUCAGCCAGGUCGUGAUAGCUGGAAACUGACUCAAAGCACAGUGAAAAACCAAGCUCAGCUAAUCUGAAUGCAUUUUGGAAACUAACCUUGUUCUCCUGCGGAAGAAAAAAAAGGACAUCAGAUUUCGAAACACGUGGUGGGGCAACUGGAAUCUAAAGGUGCUUUGAAACUCCGACUGAAGAUUGAAGACGACUCCAACUUCUGGAUUUCCUUUUGUCCUCUGCUUCUUUAGUAUGGCUUAAUGGCAUUCAGUAAUGGUGGUCACUGAGCUGAAAUUGAAGCUGUGCUUCCGGGGGAAGAAACUCAGAGGUUUUACCUGUAAGUUUUUCAGAUCACCCAGUGGAUUCCUUCCAGAAACAUGCUUCUCCAUUGCAUCACAGAUCUUCGGGCCAUAUAUACUGGCAGGUUUAGGCCUGGUAGCUGCUGGUUUGGUGAUGGAUAUUCUUCAACACUGGAAAGUAUUCAUUAAAAUCAGAGAAAUGUUUAUUCUGAUUCCAGCCCUGAUUGGUUUGAAAGGCAACCUUGAAAUGACCUUGGCAUCUAGACUUUCUACAGCUGCUAAUACCGGCCGGAUGGAUAAUACACAGGAAAAAUGGAAAAUGGCUAUUUGCAAUAUGGCCUUGAUUCAGGUACAGGCCACUGUGAUAGGCCUUCUGGCAGCUGUAGCAGCAAUCCUUCUAGGCGCACUCUCUAAUGGAUAUUUGGAGCUGAACCAUGCGGUUGUGUUGUGUGCCAGCAGCCUGACAACAGCAUUUGUAGCUGCCUUUUUCCUUGGAUUGUUGAUGAUUGGUGUGAUCAUUGGAGCAAGAAAGAUUGGGAUAAAUCCGGAUAAUGUUGCUACUCCGAUAGCUGCAAGUCUUGGAGAUUUGAUUACUCUUAGUCUGCUGGCUGGAAUUAGCAGUGUUCUCUUCAGAUAUAUAGAUGUAACAUACCUGUCCCCUGUGGUCUGUACUAUUUUCAUUGUUUUGAUUCCUUUGUGGAUUGCUAUUGCUCGGCAGAGUCCUCCCAUUGCCGAAGUCUUGAAGAGUGGAUGGCAGCCAAUUAUAAUUGCAAUGAUCAUCAGCAGCUUUGGUGGAGUAAUUUUGGACAAAACUGUAGCAAAACCAAAUUUUGAAGGCAUUGCUGUUUUCGUUCCAGUGAUCAAUGGUGUUGGUGGCAAUUUGGUGGCCAUCCAGGCCAGUCGCAUCUCCACAUUUCUCCAUUUCUGGAGCAUGCCUGGAGUCCUGCCACAGAAAAUGAGGCAGCAUUGGCCUAAUCCAUGUACCACCUUCUUCGCUUCAGGUAUCAAUUCUAAAUCAGCUCGAGUCCUGAUCAUGCUAGUGAUCCCAGGACACCUGGUGUUCCUCUAUGCUAUACAUCUCUUUGAGGGGGGCCACACAGCAAUCACUUUAACUUUUGUGGCAUUUUAUCUGACAGCUGCUCUUUUGCAGGUGGGAAUUCUGCUCUACAUGGCUGACAUCAUUGUGCGACUAACAUGGAGAAAGGGUCUGGAUCCUGACAAUUAUUCCAUCCCCUACCUCACUGCCCUGGGAGAUCUCCUGGGCACUGGCUUUCUGGCGGUUUGCUUCUACUUGCUUUGGUUGCUCAGUGGGUUGGAGCAAAAACUAGGGAACUAAAGUUAUUUAAACCGUAGUGCCAACCUGCCCGCAAGUCUCUCAUAAUCUACAACAACAGGGUAAUGGAAAGAGGGCAUCCAGGUUCCUAAACUGGAAUAGGUUCUCUGUCUCUCCUCCCUUUGGAUCUCAACACUGCAUAGCUGAAAGUUGAAAAGAGCUACAAGUGACGUAGCAUAAUCAUGUAUCGCAGCUUUUGAAGUGUCAGCUAGGAAAGGAUUGGGAAGCACUCUGAACAGUUUUUCAACCAGUCAAGGAAUCUUACUACAAUGGCUUGGUUUGAACAGUCUAUUGAUGCUACCCAGGAAGCUAACCCCUGUUCUCGGUGGGGUGGAGCUUGUGUCCUUGAUGAGACUGCCACAUUGUCUCCACCGCCCUUCAACAAAGGCAUUUUGCUUUCUGUCUUCUAUAUGUUCCCACAGAGAAAGAGAUAAAAUUAUGUCCAGGACUGUUUUCACUGAAUCUCUAAACACAAAGAGAAACAAAGCAUUACCGUACAAUAGUUCAAAAUCUGCUCCAUGACACCUCAUGCAUUAUGGCAACCUGCUCAGCGAAAAUUACUUUGCAUUAAAAAAUUUUAGUCUGUCCACUAAUA
Molecule: messenger RNA, 3953 nt
Organism: Pantherophis guttatus
Lineage: Eukaryota; Metazoa; Chordata; Lepidosauria; Squamata; Colubridae
Gene: SLC41A3
Product: solute carrier family 41 member 3
Biological process (GO): monoatomic cation transport
Cellular component (GO): plasma membrane
Molecular function (GO): monoatomic cation transmembrane transporter activity
Source: RefSeq, a predicted model, not a curated record